Messenger RNA from Oryza sativa Japonica Group (Japanese rice), 1497 nucleotides. RefSeq names its product transcription factor MYB57. Gene Ontology annotation, molecular function: DNA-binding transcription factor activity; sequence-specific DNA binding. The record is from RefSeq and is a predicted model, not a curated record. Gene Ontology annotation, cellular component: nucleus. NCBI's taxonomy places the organism in Eukaryota, Viridiplantae, Streptophyta, Magnoliopsida, Poales, Poaceae. Gene Ontology annotation, biological process: regulation of DNA-templated transcription.
UGCGGAUAUAUAUGCAGCGAUAGCUCACUCGGUUGUUGCAUCGAUCGCUUCAUCACUCGCUAGCUCAUCACUGCGAGCGGAGACAGCUCAGGAGGGAGGAAGCAAAAGAAGAGAGAGAGAGAUCAAGAGAUAGACGAAGAGAUUUGUCUGUGUAAAUCAAUGGAAGGGCAGCAGUUCGCUUGGGGAAGGGAGGAGGGAGGGUGGAGGAAAGGGCCAUGGACAGCGCAGGAAGACAAGCUGCUGGUUGAGUACGUGAGGCAGCACGGCGAAGGGAGGUGGAAUUCUGUCGCCAAGAUCACAGGUCUGAAGAGAAGUGGCAAGAGCUGCAGGCUUCGUUGGGUGAACUACCUGAGACCUGACCUCAAGCGAGGCAAGAUCACGCCACAGGAGGAGAGCGUCAUACUCGAGCUUCAUGCCUUGUGGGGAAACAGGUGGUCGACGAUCGCGCGUAGCCUGCCUGGCAGGACGGACAACGAGAUCAAGAACUACUGGAGGACGCACUUCAAGAAGGGCAAGCCGUCCAAGAACAUCGAGCGCGCGAGGGCUCGGUUCCUGAAGCAGCGCCGCGAGAUGCAGCAGCAGAGCCAGCUGAUGCAAACCGGCCAGCAGCAGCAGCUCGGCCAAGACGACGACGCCACCAGCGCGGUGGUGGACGACAACCUUGCGGAGGUCGCGCCACCAGCCGCCACCUCGCUGACCCACGACGGCGAGCUCCAGAUAAUGCAGGAGAUGGCGCCGGACAUGGACGACCUGCUGUACUACCACCCGGGAGACAUGUCGCCCUAUUCCUACGACGACCUCCUCGGCAGCGGCGGCGGCGAGUGCGGCGCCGUGGCGGCCAGCGCUGGCGCUGCCGCCUCGACGAGCGAGGGCUCAAGCGAGGAGCUCGACGGCGGCGCCGCCACGUGGGGCAGCCUGUGGAACCUCGACGACGUGGUGCACGACAUGAUGAUCGACUGCGCCGCCGGCGCCGGCUGCUGCUGGGGUAGCUUCCCUCCGCUACAGGAUAAAGGCCUCGCUUUCUACUAGCUAUAGCUUAACGAUUACUAAAUUGCUAGCUAGCUAUAGCUACAAGCCUACACACUCUACAAGUAGAUGUUCCUUUUGGUCUUGUGCAUCGAUCCAAACUGAUAGCACACAGCAGCCUGUGCGUGUGGAGGAGGUCACACGUAGUGACUAUGCAGGUGAGAGCGAGAGGCCAUUUUGUGUACACGAAGUGUUGGUGGAUAAGGAUGCAACACCAACUAUACUCCACUUUGAGUAGCUAGCUCGCCUCGAUGGCAUGUUUGGCUCAUUUGAGAGCGCUUUUUCUAGGAGAAAAAGGAAGGGAAGAGUUUUUUUCUUUGUUUUGCUUUUGGAGAAAGAAUAUAGGAGGACUGCAGGGGGGAAAAUCAGGUGUUAAAAGUGCAUCUGAGCUCUUGAAAUUUGACAGUUGUCCAUUCGAGGCCAUGUACUUCCAGGCAAAUUAUUCUAUACAUCAUGGUGAGAAUUCAUUCA